This is a messenger RNA of Aphis gossypii (cotton aphid), 1530 nucleotides long. Its product is annotated as zinc finger MYM-type protein 1-like. Bases 310 to 1530 code for a protein of 406 amino acids. The transcript is spliced from 2 exons. The record is from RefSeq and is a predicted model, not a curated record. NCBI's taxonomy places the organism in Eukaryota, Metazoa, Arthropoda, Insecta, Hemiptera, Aphididae.
GGAAGAUUAUGUUGAUGAAUUGGUUGAUACAAAAGGUUUAUACUAUUAAAUUAUGCCAUUUAAAUUAUUUUUUUGACAAACAGACUAACUAUUUCUGAUCAAUAUAAUUUUUUUUUCAUAGGUGUGACUGUAGAGUGUGAAGAUAAUAAAUUGAAUUUAGAAUUGUUGUACCCUACUGACCGAGGACAUUUUAAUGAAGAUAUAUCAGGUUCUCUUAAACGAAGCAUUUUAUUAUUUGGACCAUGUAAACCUUCAAUUGAGUUUGAGAAGGAUGAUAAAAAUAGAUCUUUUUCAUUGAGCUAUUAUCAUAUGAUUACUAAGACUGGUUCAAAAAUUCCACGUUCCUGGCUCUGUUAUUCUGUAAUUUUAAAAAAAGCUUAUUGUGAGUCAUGUUGGUUAUUUGCAAACAAAAAUAAUUCAAGCUACAGGUCUGAAUGGAUAUCUGGUAUUGAUGAUUGGCAGCAUUUAUCAUAUUUAAUAACUCGUCAUGAAAAAUCGCUACAACAUGUUGAAGCCACAACUGUUAGAGGAACUUGGGUUAAAAAUGCUACAAUUGACAAGAGUAUAGAACAACAUAUAUCUAAAGAAGCAGAAUAUUGGCGAAAUAUUCUGCGACGGAUUAUAAAAGUUAUAUUAACUCUCACAGCAGGAAACACUGCUUUAAGAGGGAAUGAAGGUAAGAAAGGAGAUUAUAAGCCUGAAGAGCUUGAAGGUAAUUUUAUGCGAACAAUUCGUCUAUUAGCUGAUUUUGACCCAUUACUUCAUGAACUUUUAAAUGACCCUACUAAACAUAUCAAAUAUUUAAGUUGGAAGGUUCAAAAUGAAUUGAUUAACAUUUUAUCUGAAAACUUAUGUAAUAUCAUAUGUGAAGAAAUAAUAAAUUGUUCUUUCUUCUCAAUAAUAUUAGACUCUACUCAAGACAUAACGAAAAUCGACCAAGUCAGUGUUAUUAUAAGGUAUGUGAUUGUUGACUAUGAAACACAUACAAUUAAUAUUAAAGAAUCAUUUUUAGGAUUUUAUGCUUUAGAACAGCAUGGAGCAAUGGACUAUGCACAGUUAAUACAAGAUGUUUUACACAAAAAUAAUAUAAACAUUAACAAUUGUAGAGGGCAAGGAUACGACGGAGCAUCUGUAAUGAGUGGUCAGUACUCUGGAGUUCAAAAGAGAAUAAAUGAUAUUGUUCCAACUGCAUCAUUUGUCCACUGCUGUGCUCAUAACUUAAACUUAGUAAUAUCUGAUGCCUCUAAAAUUUCACCAAGCAUGUCAAGAUUUUUUGAAACCGUGCAGAAUGUGUUUAAUUUCUUUAGCUCAAGUGGUCCACGAUGGGCGUCAUUAGCAUUAGGAGAUAACACAGCAUCAAAAAUUAAGAAAAAGGUAUUAAAAAAAGUGUGCUCUACCCGAUGGGAAUCUAGACAUACUGCAGUAUUUGCAUUAAAAGAACGGUUUAUUGAUGUAAUCAAAUGUUUAACAGUAAUAUCACUUACAAGUAGUAAAAAAGAUGAACGAGAUAUGAUACGGAUAUUUCAUUAG